Messenger RNA from Psylliodes chrysocephalus, 2110 nucleotides. The record is from the annotation of a GenBank genome assembly. NCBI's taxonomy places the organism in Eukaryota, Metazoa, Arthropoda, Insecta, Coleoptera, Chrysomelidae.
UGUGUCUCCGAUCACAUUUUUUUAAUGUAACGUCUUCAGUUCUUAUCGGGAAGAUAUAAAUAAUUGUCAUUGAUAAUAUUGUCAGUUGUGUUAAGUGCAUGCAAUAUGGAAGAUGACGCUGGAUUAUUUACUGGAACAAAAACGCAGCUACUCGCUGCAACUUUUGGAACACUCUUCGCCAUAUCGGAUGGUAUGUCUUACGGAUGGACUGCUCCCAUGAUACCUUACCUCAUAAGCAAAAACAGUCACAUUAAGACUACAAAAUUCGAAGCAGAAUGGUUGGAAUCAUGUCUGAUGAUCGGGUCAUUCCUAGGUCUCCCAUUCACUAUAUACCUAGUAGAUAAAAUAGGACGGAAACGAUCAUUAUUACUUGCAGCCGUACUAUCACUAGUAUCAUGGAUCGUUAUAGCUUCUUGCCAGAGCAUGGUGUGGCUAUUCAUCGCGAGGUUUACAUUCGGAGUGACAGCUAAUACGUCAUUCGUUGCUGCGCCGAUGUACGUAGCAGAAAUAGCCGAUCACAAAAUAAGAGGGUUUCUUUCCAGCAUAAUUUAUUUAAACAUGCUUUUCGGAUUAAUAAUAGUGUAUAGCGUAGGUCCAUUUCUUCCAUUUUAUGUAUCACCAAUAAUAGGAAUCUUAGUUCUAUUAUCUGAAUUAAUAGUAUUUCCAUUUAUGCCGGAAACUCCUUAUUAUUUACUAAGUAAAGGAAAGCAUGCGGAAGCUAAAAAGUCUUUACAGUAUUUUAGACCUAAUACAGAUAUUAGCAUUGAGCUGAAGGAUAUUACCAAAGCAGUUAUUCGUCAAAAGACUGAAACUAGUAGGUUCCAGGAUCUGUUUUUAGUAAAAGGAAACAGAAAAGCUAUAAUUAUUAUGGCUAUUUUAGACGCCGGACAGCAUUUAUGCGCGUUGAGUGUAAUUUUGAUGAAUCUUCAUAGUAUUCUAGAAGCUGCUGGUUCCAUCUAUAUUGAUUCAUCUAAAGCUGCUAUAAUUUUCGGUGUAAUAAUGUUCGUUGCAGCCUGCGUUUCUUCAGUAAAGGUAGACCAGUAUGGAAGAAGAGCUCUACUAAUAAUAUCAUUAAUACUGACAGGACUAUGUUUGGGUACUUUAGCUCUAUACUUCAAUUUAAAAUUAAGUGGGUAUAAUGUACAAGCUGUGAGCUGGAUUCCAAUUGUAGCUGUUAUGUUCUAUGCAGCCUGCUUCAAAAUAGGUAUAGGCAUAGUACCGAUAGUUCUGACAGCAGAAAUAUUCUCUACAAAUAUGAAAGCACUAGGUAUGGCUACGUCAGAUCUCAUGUACGUAGUCGGAUCGAUUAUUAGUCUUCAAAUUUACCAAUGGUUGGCGUAUUCUUACGGAUUGCAUCUUCCUUUCUAUCUUUUUGCUGCUUCUAGUUUUGUGAUAGCACUGUUCACGUACUUGUACAUUCCGGAGACGAAGGGCAAGACUUUGGAGGAAAUACAGUAUUUGUUGAAAGGCGAGGUGCCCAAGACGAGUUCCUUGCUUAACUUGAUUUCUAGUAAAUCAUACAAUACAUUUUUGACGAAUAGUAUUACAAAUUAAAUAGGACUUUUUAAUUUAUGUGUUAAUUUUAGUAUUUGACGUUGUAAAAUUUAUUUUUUUUUUAUAUAAAUAUACGAAAAUUAAAAUUUAUAAAAAAGGUUAAUUUGUUAAUUGUAGUAUAUAGGUGAAAUACAAGAAAGUUGUCACAUUGUCGAUAUUUGUAUAAAAUAAAAUGUUUUCAAUAUUUUAUAAAUGUCAAAAGGCCUAAAAUUAAGUAAAAAUCAAAUCAUGUCUUAAAAUACUUGUUGGAACAAAAUAUACAUGAUGGAGUUUGGUUGAAAUACUUACUGUACUAUUUCUACUACAGUAGUUAUAUAUAAAGGGUAAUUUUUAGAAAAUUUCCUAUCCCAUUUAGCAAUUUAAAGUGGAGUGAACUUGUUAUUUAUCCACUUCCUCAUCGUUUGUUUUACAAACAAUUGCAACAAACAAAAAAUAUUUAUUGUGAUUGUACAUAACAAAAUGUGUAUUUAUUUAAUUGACCAAAGUACUAUCUCUUUAGUACGUUGUUGUAUUAUUUAUGAUGAAAAUAGAAACUUGUUUAUUUAUAAAUUGUUUU